Molecule: messenger RNA, 2429 nt
Organism: Monodelphis domestica (gray short-tailed opossum)
Lineage: Eukaryota; Metazoa; Chordata; Mammalia; Didelphimorphia; Didelphidae
Source: RefSeq, a predicted model, not a curated record
ACCGAGCGGCUGGCGCGGGGGCGCGCUCUCCCCAGGUAGAAGCUGCCUGGGAAGAGGGGCGGCCGCGGCGGCGGCGGCGGCUGCUGCUGCUGCUACUACUGCUGCUGCUACUGCUACUGCUAUUGCUGUUACUAUUACUCCGGCAGCGGCGCAGCCCCUGGAGUCAGGUCCUGGAGCAGCAAAGAACAGAAUGGAGUUCUCUUGUUGGUGAAUUCUAUCCCAGGAACUUCCACUUUGGGUCUUGAAAGGCUGCCUCUGUGUAUGUAUAUUUCUGUGCACAGGCUUCUGGAUUGGAGCAAGCUGUGUGACAGACAUCAGUCAAGGGGACAAGGGACUCCUGAGGAGUGAGGCCUUGGAUAUACUGUAACCCCAGCAGGUCAGGGUCAUGGGUCGCCUAGAUGACUAUGCCAAGAAGCGAAUCGUGGAGCUUCGGAAAGCAGGGCUGAGUUUUCGAAAGAUCAAGAAGGUCCUGGAGCUUGACAACAUCCGUGUCACACCACAGGCCAUCUAUCUUUUCUUGAAACGGAAGAAUAUGGAUCCUGGCCCCCUGCCUGGCAGCAGCCAUCCCCUCCCUCCCAGGGACCAGAACAGUCGGCUGCUGGCACUCAGGAGAGCUGGCUGGGAGGAUGAGCAGCUUUGGGACUUGUUGCAGGAGAGCGAGGUGGAGCCAAAGGAAUCCUUGGAAAGCCAGCCAGCUGGGCCUAGGGGAGAGACUGGAGCUGGUCAGAGCUGGGAUGGCGAAGAGGGCAUUAAGAUUGUCAGUGUGAGAUCUCUGUGUGAGGAUGGUGUAGCCCACCCCAAGGAUGCUUGUUCCAGUGAGGUUCCCCGAGCCUCAGCUAACAGUGAUGCUGGUAUUGGGCUGGUGGCUCCUGGUCCAGUGAGCCAGCCUGCUUCCCCUCAUCCACUGAAUCGGGGGCGGGCAUGUAUGCCUUCACCACGGAACUCUGCCCUCAUUGUCAAGAAGAAGAUUGUGGACAGAGCCAUCUAUCUCCACAAAAAAGCUACUGUACAGAAUGUACAAAGGGGCACUGGCUCCUCUUCUCUUCCUCUUCUGGUAGGAGUGCAGUCUUCUGGGCCUGGCCCUGGCCUGCCAGACCUUAAGGAUUCCAGCCCCCAAGUUCAGGACAUGAGCACUCAGACCCGUCUGCCUUGUGCCAGUGCCCAGGGCUUGGCUGAGAAGCUGGAUGCGGUACAGGGGGCUGUGCAGCAGGUCCUGCAGGUGCUCCAAAUGCUGACAGAUCAACAGAGCCGGCUGGAACGGCAGCAGGAGCAGCAGCAGCGUUGGCAGCAGCAAGUGCUGGGUACUCUGCAGCAGCUUAGGGAGCCCACCCACAGUCAGGGCCCUGGAGCCAGGGAAACCCAGGACCUAGGGAACCUUGGGACUCUGGAAGGACCUAAUUUCUGCCAAUUUAAGAUGGAACUUCUUUGACAGUGGUGGGAAGGACCCCCCACAUAGGGGCGGCAUACCUGAAGGAGCAGGGCCUUCAGCUUUGAGAAAAAGAGGUCUGUGCUUUGGGCCCAUCUCAGCUGAAGACAGCCCUCUGAGGAGCGAGGUGAGGGCAGGAAACACUGCCCCCGUCCCCUCCCCCCUGGCCCUUGCAUCUGUGUGUACCACAGACUCCAGCCCCACAUCCUUUUCCUGUAUUGGUGCCGUCUUUGAUAAGCCCCACCCAGCUGCAGGGGUUGUGGAGGGUGUCGAAGGUGGCCUGGGAUUUGGGAGCAGGUGACCAAGGGAGGCUUUGUGACCUUUUCCCUUCCCUGGGUAUGGGGCUUAGGCUCUGGGAGAGUAGGUUUCCCUACCUUUAUAAGUUAUUAGAAGUGAAUUGAGGGGCUCAGGUGUUUCUUCAAGAUAGGGGAUAGGUCAUUAACAGUUUUUGGGGAUUCAUUGCAUAUUCCUGUUGGGGACUACUAAGCAUGUCCCAAGGCUUAGAGCACAGUGUGGGGCGAGGAUUAAGGACAGAGUUGGUGGUGGGAGAAUAGUAGUUAUUGAUAGUAAGGCCAGAGAGGACCAUCUCAAGAGAGUAGAUGAUGUUCUCAUAGUGGAAAUGCUUUUUCAUCAGCCACCGACAGUGUUAAUGUGACAUAAAUCUACUCUACCUUGGAUAGUUCUGAUGUAUAGAUGGGAUCCAGUCCUAGACUCUUUUCUGCCUCUGUAGAGGGUGUCAUUUUUGGGUAGAAGAGGGGCAAUGUAACCCCCUGCAGACAGUUUAAUGCACCUAAAGUAGUCUGCCCAGCAGCCUGGACACAAAUAUGGUCCAGUAAAACUCAGGAAGUUACUUUGCUGAUAUAAUGCUUUUAUUGUCAUUUUGAAGGUAGAAACAAGGAGACGAGAGAAGACAGUAGAGUCUCUCGAGGUUUCCGACUCUGGAAAUCAUACCUGUGUCAUUAAGUAAUAAAAUAAGCACAAUCCUAUUAGUGCAAUAUCUUCA